UUGCCAUUAUUCCACCAGCCAGCUCAGACACAUCAGCGGCUUCAUCCUCCCUAAAGAAAAAAAAAGACGAAGAGGAAGAAGAAGAUGAGUCAGUCGAAACCUUCAUAAACCCUCGAAGCUGAAAAUAGAUUGAAAAAAGUUAAAUCAAUGGUACAGAAAAGUAGUAUGUCCAGGACGCCUUCGACCUCAACCCAGGAGAUCCAAAUGGACAUGUUCGACCAUCAUCCACACACACAGGGAAAAUACGGAAAGAGGAAGAGCCGAUUUAAGCGCUCGGAUGGAAGCACCUCCUCUGACACCACCUCCAACAGCUUUGUCCGACAGGGCUCUGCAGACUCCUACACCAGCCGGCCAUCGGACUCAGACGUGUCCCUGGAGGAGGACCCCGAGGCCCUGAGGAAAGAGGCCGACAGACAGGCCCUCGCCACGCUUGAGAAGGCAAAGACAAAACCGGUGGCAUUCGCCGUGCGGACAAACGUGGGUUACAACCCGGGUCCCAGUGAUGAGGUUCCUGUGCAGGGCAUGGCCAUAUCCUUCGAAGCCAAAGACUUCUUGCACAUUAAAGAGAAAUAUAACAAUGACUGGUGGAUCGGACGCCUGGUGAAGGAGGGCUGCGAGGUGGGCUUCAUCCCCAGCCCGGUCAAACUGGAGAACACCCGUCUGCUGCACGAGCAGAAGAUGAGACAAAACCGACUCAGCUCCAGUAAAUCUGGAGGAAGCUCCAGUUUGGACGUUGCCACGGGAACCCGCAGGCCCACCCCACCUGGCACAGCUCACAUGGACAUGUCCACUGUGGCCUUUGACGUUGACCCACUCGACCUGGAGGCCGAGGAGCCCCCUGAGUCCCAGGGUGACCCUCGCUCCACCAAGGGCAUGUCAGGCAGCGUAACGUCCCCUCAGGCCAACGCCCACCGACUGCCCUUCUUUAAGAAGAUGGAGCACGUUCCCCCCUAUGACGUGGUUCCCUCCAUGAGACCCAUCAUCCUGGUGGGACCGUCACUUAAAGGAUACGAGGUGACAGACAUGAUGCAGAAAGCACUCUUUGACUUUCUGAAACACAAGUUUGAGGGCAGGAUAUCCAUCACGCGGGUGACAGCGGACAUCUCCCUGGCCAAACGCUCGGUCCUCAACAACCCCAGCAAACACACCAUCAUUGAGCGCUCGAGUACCCGCUCCAGCCUGGACGCACUGGCGGAGGUGCAGAGUGAGAUAGAGCGCAUCUUUGAGCUGGCACGCACCCUCCAGCUGGUUGCUCUGGAUGCAGACACCAUCAACCACCCCUCCCAGCUGGCUAAGACCUCCCUCGCUCCCAUCAUUGUCUACAUCAAAAUAGCCUCACCUAAGGUCCUCCAGAGGCUCAUCAAAUCCAGGGGGAAGUCCCAGGCGAAACACUUAAACGUGCAGAUGGUGGCCGCGGACAAGUUGGCCCAGUGCCCACCGGAGUUAUUCGACAUCAUCCUGGACGAGAACCAGUUGGAGGACGCCUGCGAACACCUGGCCGACUACCUGGAGGCGUACUGGAAGGCGACACACCCCCCGAGCAGCAACCCUCCCAACCCCCUGCUCAACCGCACCAUGGCGACAGCGGCCCUGGCCGCCUCCCCUGAGCCCGUCUCCAACCUGCAGGGGCCGUACCUGGUGCACGGCGAGCAGAAGCUGGAAGGGCCCUUGACAGAGUGUGGCGGCAGCGGCACCCUGCAUGACUAUCAGACAGACACGGGAGGAAAACCCCACCACCAGCAGCAGCAGCAGCAGCAGCAGCAGCAGCAGCAGCAGCAGCAGCAAGCGUACCUGCGCUCCUCUCGUGGUCAGCUGAGGGGAGGAAGCGGCCGCGGACUGUCGAGGCAAGACACCUUUGACUCUGAGACGCAGGGCAGCCGGGACUCCGCGUACACCGAGGCCGGCGACUCCUGCAUGGACAUUGAGACCGACCCCUACGAGGAGCCCGAGCCGUACCGGGGCGGCAGCGGCGGCAGCCGCCUCCACCUGGCGCAGCAUCACGGCAGACAGGCCUCCUGGGAAGAUGAAGGCGCCGAGCCGGACCAGGAGAACCUCAACCACCCUGCGGUGCCGAGCCAGACGCAGGCGCACGGACGCGCCAAGCUGAGGGAGCGUUACUGCCAGGACCCCGUGGACACCGGGGCCAACAUGAGCCGCAACAAGAACCAGGACGACUGGGGGAGGGACGUCUACAUCCGCUGAACGGGCGCCUCAGCGCGGAGACGAGGAAGCUACCGACAGAGAGAUGGGGGGAGUUGGUGGGAGGGGCGACCUCGGGGUUCAGGGUCAGAAGGAACAGAAAUGUGGGUUUGGGGCCACAAGUGAAUCUGUUUACAUCCCAGUACAAUCUAUAGAAAAACAUCGACUGCCAAAUGCCAUUCUCGUCGACUUCAAAUCAGUUUAGUUAUGUUUAGAAAAAAUACUAUUGGUCUGUUUUUGUUUUCUUUUACUAAUACUGCAUGAAUAUCAUGGAUUUCUAUACUGACAGCACGAGGACAGUAAUUGUUUCGAUUGUGAAUCUCUGAUUGUGAUCUGUAUGACUCGAUCUUUCCUUCAGUUGUAGAGCGCGGCGGCCGGUGGAGCCGUAGUCCGUCCUGUCUGUCCUCUGCAGUCUUAAACAGGGUCUAAUGUCACCGUCCCGAUGUACAGUGUCAGGGUUUCUCUUUACCUUAAUCUCACUCAGUGCUCUUGGAUAUCUCCCCUGUACUGAGGUCCAGAAGUUAUGAGUCUCUCGCCUCCACUUUCUAAUCACCCAGACCUUAAAAAAAAAAAAGAAAAGCUGGUAGAGAAGCUGCCAUAUUUUAACACAACAAUUUAUUGAUGUUGCUACACUCAUGAUAACAACGCACAGUGCACUCCAAAGACGUUUACUUCUUCCCUGACCCGGUUCAGCCGCUGUACCCGACUACACGUUUGACCCAGUCCUCCCGUUUCCGUUUCCACUCCGCAACCCCGAGGCACGUUUAUUUCAAGAAAAACUCCAAUCACAAGUGCCGGAAUGUCUCGCCAAGCCACCACCGCCACGGUGGGACGUCUUAACCCGCGUGGCGCUCGUCGUCGUGCCAUACCCGUGUCUCUCUCCGCGUCUCCUCGUGGCUACGCUGCACUGUAGCCCACGCUGUCGCUCCAGCACGUAGCUCAUGUUGUUUUUCUUUGCACCAGCUUUGUUGUCGGUUUUUCAGGGCUAAUGGUUAUAUAAAAAGUACUUGUGUGUGUGUGUGUGUGUGGUCAAUCACUCCAAACUUCCACCCCAAACAGCUAGCUUGUCUGAUAUUAAAUACCACUCUCUUCUUACACUUGAUUUCUGACUCAAUUGGUGUUGUUUUUUCCUGUGGACAUUUGCAACUUUUUUUUGUUUUUUUUAUUUUUAUUUUAAAUCUUCAGUUCUUGUGAGGUAGUGAGAGGACUAUGAAGUGGGGGCGAGAAAGGGGGGGAUUAGGAUCAGCUGUGGUCAUUACUCAGUUAUCUAUAAUGGAGAAUCCAUGAAUGUCUUCGGUAGGCUGCUUUCGCCCGCCUGUCUUCAGUUGACUAAAUACAUAUUAAAUAAUGAUCAGUAAAUAAUGUUAUUGUUGCGUUAUCGCAAUUGUUAAAAAUAUGAGAUAACAUGUAUCAUUGGUGCCUGAUUGUAGCUACGUUUUGCUUUUUCUGCCUUUCCUUUUUAAUCUGUGGAUAAAUUCGUAUUUUAAUUAAAAAUUUAAUCAAAAAAUG
This is a messenger RNA of Gasterosteus aculeatus aculeatus (three-spined stickleback), 3708 nucleotides long. NCBI's taxonomy places the organism in Eukaryota, Metazoa, Chordata, Actinopteri, Perciformes, Gasterosteidae. The record is from RefSeq and is a predicted model, not a curated record.